Messenger RNA from Fusarium poae, 5259 nucleotides. RefSeq lists its product as uncharacterized. The record is from RefSeq and is a predicted model, not a curated record. Lineage: Eukaryota; Fungi; Ascomycota; Sordariomycetes; Hypocreales; Nectriaceae. Bases 1 to 5259 code for a protein of 1752 amino acids. The transcript has 2 exons.
AUGGAUUAUUCCAAGUUGCGAGCUGCCGCUUUGCGAGACGGUGAAGACGAAGAAGCUGUUACUGUCGAUACCCGCGCUCUAAUCGACAAGGUUCUUGCAAGAUACUCGGGAGAAUGGACAACACUUCGAGAGCUGAUUCAAAACGCCGCUGAUGCCCAGGCAAAGACGGUCAGCGUCAAGUGGGAAACGCUUCCCUCGACACAAGUGCCGCUCCCAAGCACAACGAACCGAUCCGAAAUACUGAAGCACACUUUGUCAAACCAUACAUUACGCCGAUUAGUCGUACAGAACGAUGGACAGCCAUUUACAAAGACGGACUGGGGAAGACUGAAGCGCAUUGCUGAGGGUAACCCUGACGAGACCAAGAUCGGUGCCUUCGGUGUUGGUUUCUACAGUGUCUUUGCCGAUUGCGAGGAGCCCUUUGUCAGCUCCGGCGAUCAGGCCAUGGCAUUCUACUGGAAGGGAAAUGCGCUCUUCACCAAGAAGUCCCAGAUACCGGCGGAUCAGGCAACCCAUCAUACAACAUUCGUCCUCGACUACCGAAAUAACACCACACCCCUACCGAACCUGUUAUCCGUUAGCCAGUUUCUCGCUACCAGUUUGACCUUUGUUGCGCUUGAGCACAUCGAGUUUUGGAUAGAUGACUACCGGGUCUUAUCUCUUAAAAAGAAAUCCUCACCUAGCGUUGAGCUUCCUCUACCCCGGGAUCUAGAGGCAAGGACCAAGGAUGGUUUGAUGAAAGUGACGAGCGUCGAUCGCACAAGUACGCAGAUUGAUGCGUCUUACAUGGCUGCUAUAGGAUGGAAACCGCAAGCUACAGCAUCCACCACAAAGACUGAUUCAUACGGCGCCCCAGAGGCUCCCUCGUUGAGAUCUUUCUUCGCUCGACUUACAUCAUCUGCAUCGCAGGCUGGUAUCAGAACCAAGGCUCAAAACGAGGAGAAUGCGGCUCAGGUGACUAUUGCCGAAGAUGUUACCAAACUCUCAACGUCGACGAUCUUUCUUCGGGCAACCUCUGCAAGCAUCCGCACGAGCGUGGCCACUAACUUUGCAUCCGAACUUGAGAGAGCUACAAAGAAACCUCCGCCAAAGACAACUAAGAUUGCAAUUCUGACUUCUUCCUACGAUGAGGCUCAGGCGUCUCAAGAAGCUGCUUCUCCUGGUGCACUUGGCAAGGCUACUGAUGUCUUCGCUUCUGUACUUCCUAACAAGAAGCCGGGCGGCCGCAUUUUUAUUGGCUUUCCUACAAUGCAAACCACUGGUGCAGGGAUGCAUGUUUCAGCGCCAUCGAUCAUUCCAACGGUUGAAAGAGAGGCCAUUGACUUGAAUGCGCGUUGGGUCAGAACAUGGAACCUUGAGAUCCUCCGUGCUGCAGGUAUUAUCACUCGGCUUGCGUUUGCAAACGAGAUGAGCGACUUGAGCAGUCGAAUCAGGCAGAUCAUGGCUAAGGAACCCAAGUUCUCCCCGGCUGUCAUCGCAAAGUAUAUGCCCGAGGCUCUUCAUAUCCUAAAGACCUUCACUUUUGGCGACUCUACUCCCAGUGGGCAAGUUGGUCAAAUCAUCGAGGAAGCCUUUUGGAUGUGCUUCAAGAAGGCCUCAAUCGAGACCUACUCGACUCGAGGUGUGCUACAAACAGCGGAUGUUCGUAUUGCCUCGGAUGAAAUGAGCAAAUUUGUUGAUAGCAUACCCGUCGUGCCUGAGGAGAUGAAGGGUGUUCCGUUCGUGAAGAAGCUUAUAGACUUUGGUCUCAUCUCGCACAUUACUGUCACAGAUGUGAAGAAGGAGCUAGAGACAAAGGCAAUGAACAAAAUACAACUAAUGAACUUUAUCAGCUGGGCAGGUAAAAAGAGUUUGAGUGGUGAGCUCGACCCCGGCAGUCGAUCCGCUCUGCUUGAGGUUGCUGUUGGUACGAUGAGUGAUGAUGGAGAACAGGGCGAGAUUAUCGCUCUUGGAAGCAUCACAAACCAUCUUAUCACAAACAGGAUUCCUGCCAGCUUACCUAUUCCCCCUACAACUAUUCCCCAUGCGCUUACAGCGAAUUCUCAACUAGCCGAACUGCGCGCUCUAGGAUGGGAGCCGUUAGAGGUCCUCCCUUGGCUGCGAUUCCUCUUGGACACGAAUUCAUCCAGACCCGAGGACCAAAGCCUCACACAAUCUCCCAAAUUUGCUAUCCAGGUGUUGACAGUUCUGUCAAAGAAUUUCGAAAACUCCAGUCCUGGCACAAGAAUAACUAUUGUCUCGCUCCUGCAGGCCAACACAGUGGUUCCCACGAAGCAGGGAAUGAAGAGACCGACAGAGUCCUUCUUCCCCAUUGUCAAGCUGUUUGAUGACCUUCCGGUCAUUCAAGGUUGCGACAAGAUCAAGGAGAGGUUCCUGGUGACAAUUGGUGUCCGCAAAACGGUUGAUCUAGAGACUAUCUUCACUAGACUGCUCAACGCUUCAAGUGAAGGGCAACAGAAGUGGAGCCAUAUCGAGCUCAUCAAGUACCUGGCGUCUGUCCGCGAGGAUAUUCCUGGUGAAGAUCUCAGCAAGCUUAAGCAGACACGCUUCUGCCCUGCCGAGGCCGGUCCAAAAGGCAUGGAGUCCACUAAGGCAUCAGAAACGUUAUACAAGGUCUCAGAACUAUUUGAGCCAAAGGAUGCUAUCCGUGGUUUGCGGUUGCCUGUUCUCCAAUGGCCUGGUCCUCCCGGUAGCUACAGACCGGGCAGUCAAGAGGCCAGGUUUCUCAACUCACUUGGUCUCAGACCUUAUCCAUCUGUUCCUGAGCUCGUUGAACUGAUGUCGGGUAAAGACGAGACUCUUCGGGUUUCCUCGAUGACGUAUUUCCUUGCCAAUCACCAGAUCAACGGGUACGGGUCCUUCCAGCUUGGUGGUAGCCCCAAGGCAAUCAUGCCUCUGCAAGGAAGCACAAAGCUUGUACCCCCCUCGCAGUGUUUCUAUAAUCCUCGGGCCUCUAUUCUUGGUUUCAAUAUCCUAAGAAGGGAUCUACAUGACCAUGCCGUCAAGUUCGGGGUAGCGAGAGACCCACCAAUGGCCGAUUGUGUAAACCGCUUUUUGGCAUCACCGCCUCAGGAUCACCAGAACGCCGUGGCACUCUUCAGUUACUUUGCUUCUCGAAUCGCUGAUUUGGGUGAAAACUACCUUUUCAAACUACGGGAUGCCCCUAUAGUCCCUAUUACACGAACUUCCCAAUCGGCGGAGAAGCCAAAGCGUACCCAGGUUCAUGUCAGUCCUUCUCGAGUGUACCUCGGUUCCUCGACAACCUACGGCGAUAUAUUCGACUUCGUUGACUUUGGAUCUGAGGCGAAUGCAUUCUUGUUCCAAUGUGGUGCCAAGAGUGAGCCUACCAAAUCAGAAGUGGCACAUAUGGCGUGCACCGAACCAGCUCGUCUUCUUGGUGUGCUUCAAAGCUCGGAGAAGUACUUGGAUCUUCUUAAGUCCCUGGCUGAGGCGUCAUCUACCCUUCAUAGAGACAAGGACCUUUGGAGACGGAUGAAGUCAGCGCCCUUCCUCCUCGCGUACAAGGAAUUGGCGCCACCCAAGAAGCAGUCAGAUGACCUGGAGGAGGAGGAUGAGCCCAUCCGACAAUACCAGCUCGCAUCUGCCCAUCAAAUUGUGAUCCUAGACGACAUCAUUAGCUACAGACUAUUCAAGGAUCAGCUCAUUUGUGCACCGGAGGAGGAUGCUCUUGAGACAUUCUAUCUGUCGCUCGGGGCACAGAGGCUGAGUAGCAUCGUUCGAGAGGAGAUUAGAAUUGGACCUCACAGCGAUAGACAAAAGCUUGCUCUUACUCUGCGCAAACAUGUCGUCGAGAGAUCAAAGAUCUUCCUCUUCGAGUAUGCAAACUAUAGGCGCGACGCUAUCAAGCAUGACGCAAAAUGGUUGGAGAAAAAUCUGACAGUCGAUGUCGUUCACUCAGUGGCUUUAAGAAGAACCCUUCAGGGCCAGCACCAGACUCAUACAGAGAAGCGGUCAGCUGCGAGCAAGAAAACCAAUAACGGUUGGAUCAUGUAUGUUGCUGAUGAAGCAAAGCCCGACAUGUACCAAAUUGGACAAGCUAUUUGCCAGAUGCUAUUGAGCCGUCCAAACCAACAGGCCUACCUCUUCUUUGAGCCGUUCCUAACGCUGGAUCUUUACGGCUUGAGAAACCGUGGUUACAAUGUCGACCGAAUUCUGCGGGCCAAGGCGGCCGAAGCCAGAAUCGCUGAAGAAGAGAGGCGAAAGGCUUUGGAAGAGGAGCAACGCCAAAUUAAGGAGAAGGAGCAGCAAUGGGGAGCAGAGGCCAAGGCGGCCGAAGCUGCACGUGAAGCUACCAGGGUACCAGAGCCUCUUGGUCCAACAAUGCCAGGUUCAUGGGAGUCACCAGAGCAAUCCAAGCCUACUCAAGAACAACAGAACAGGAAGAGUAGAGGGUUGUUCUCCAACCUGACUCGUCGGCUUGGAUUUGACACGGAGCAAGAUGGUGACGAGUCCCGCAAGGAGCUGAACAAGUUCUUGGACAAGUCCAAGGAGAUUGAGGCGCCUGGCAGCAGCUCGUCUAAUUCUGGAAAGCGACCGCAAGAUGAGGGCAGGGUGACAAGCCCCGCGGUGGUUCAACAGAAUUUGCUCAAUGCUGUCAAGUCAACCCGGGCGUAUGGAUCUGAUAGUGUCUUUUCAGAGCCUCAGGUCAAUGAAGUCAAGGAGCAAGCCACUUACUGUGACAAGACGCCGGCACAAAAUAUUACCUUCAUCGCUGAAACUUCGAAUGGCAUGAAAGUUUUUGUCUCCAGAGAUAUUAAGGAUUCUGGCGCAUUCCUCUCGAAACACUUAACCAACCUCAACGUGUUUUCCAGCUUGUUGAUUGAGGUAGGCAACGUUUACUCCAUGUCACCCAAGGUCUUGCACAUCUUUUACGAUGAGGCCGGCGGCACAAUCGCAUUCAACACCGGAGGCAGUAUAUUCUGCAACUUCAGAUUCUUCCUGCAGCUUCAUGCCGCUCAGAUCGAGGGGAGAAGCGGGCAGGCAAAAGCAGAGGCUGCGACCUGGUGGUGGGUUGUUUUGGCGCAUGAACUGGCACACAAUCUCGUGUCGCCCCAUAACUCAGAUCACAGCUACUACACUGAAUCAUUCAUUCAGCAGUAUUUCUCCAAGAUCGUGGCAAAGGCGGCUCAGUGGUCCGCCAACUCCACACCUCUCAAUCAAAUGCCCUCGAUAGCGCCACCGUCAUCUGGAGCACCACCUCCUUAUCCUGGUGGAUUGGAUAGGAGCUUGUUAGAUUGA